CGGGUGUGCGUCCCCGCUCCUCGGUCUGGGUUUGGCGUCGUCGGGCCGCUGCUGCUGUCCCUGCACGCGGAGCGUUAGCGGCCGGAACGCCGGGGCCGACUGCUGCGUGACUUUUUCCCGGCCAGGACCGGGCGCCGUUUGAAGGCGCGCUCUCCACUCGCACUGCCUGGUAGGCCCACCAUGAGGCGCCUGGGCUCCGUGCAGCGAAAAAUGCCGUGUGUGUUUGUGACAGAGGUGAAAGAAGAGCCGUCCGCCAAGAGGGAGCAGCAGCCAUUUAAAGUUUUGGCAACUGAAACUAUAAGUCACAAGGCAUUAGAUGCAGAUAUAUGCAGUGCAAUUCCAACAGAAAAAGUGGAUGGAACAUGUUGUUAUGUUACUACCUACAAAGAUCAGCCAUACCUUUGGGCUCGACUAGAUAGAAGACCCAACAAACAGGCUGAUAAAAGAUUUAAAAAUUUUCUACAUUCAAAAGAAAACUCAAAAGAAUUUUUUUGGAAUGUUGAGGAGGACUUCAGACCUGUUCCAGAGUCCUGGAUACCAGCAAAGGAAAUAGAACAAUUAAAUGGGAAUCCAGUACCUGAUGAAAAUGGACACAUUCCUGGUUGGGUACCAGUAGAGAAAAACAACAAACAGUACUGCUGGCAUUCCUCUGUAGUUAAUUAUGAGUUUGAAAUUGCCCUGGUACUAAAGCAUCAUCCUGAUGAUCCUGGACUUUUGGAAAUUUGUGCAGUGCCACUAUCAGAUCUCUUAGAACAAACACUGGAGCUUAUAGGAACAAAUAUCAAUGGAAACCCCUAUGGGUUAGGAAGCAAGAAGCAUCCCAUACAUCUUCUUAUACCACAUGGAGCAUUUCAAAUAAGAAAUCUGCCUUCAUUGAAGCACAAUGAUCUGUUAUCCUGGUUUGAAGGUUGCAGAGAGGGUAAAAUUGAAGGAAUAGUAUGGCAUUGCAGUGAUGGCUGUUUAAUUAAGGUCCAUCGCCAUCAUCUUGGUUUAUGCUGGCCAAUUCCAGAUACUUAUAUGAAUUCAAAACCAGUUAUUAUCAACAUGAACCUGAACAAAUAUGACUACGUCUUUGAUACUAAGAGUUUAUUUAAUUAUUUUUCAAAAAUAGAUAAUCAGAAAUUUGGUAGGCUUAAAGAUAUAAUACUUGAUGUAUAAAUGGAAAUGCAAUUAAGAUAAGCUUUAUUACUGUUUAUUUGAAUCUUGACUAUUCUGCCAUGUUUAAAAAUAUCUCAAGGUUUGUUGUGAGACAUACCAGCGUCUUCCAGCAUCUGAAGAAAUGAAUACCCAGUUGCAAAUACCUUUUCAAAAUUUUAUUUAGAAUCAACAAAUUAAGUUCUUGACACAGAAAUCUAAGUUAUAGUAAGCUCCCAAGCAUGUACAAAGGCUGGAUUCUGUCCACUGUAACUGGGUGGUAAUUUAAAGAAUAAUUACCAACAGUUUUAUAUCAUUUACUUUUAAAAUUAAACAGUUUAAGCUCAAUUUAAUUUUGCUAGACAUUUAACAAAACGUAUGGCACAACAUUGUAACCUGGGUGUGUCUGUGUGUAUACCAGGGUAAUUCAAAAAGUUCGUAGAAAUGUAGAAUUAAAAGAUAACACAAAUAUUUCCAUGAACUUUUUGAAGUACUCUUGUGUGUAUAUAUUGUAGUUAGUAUUUGAGAAUCUUAACACACAAAAUAAGUACAUACAAAACCACAAUUUUAAAUGUUAAAAGCUUACCUGCAUACUCUUUAAAAACUUAAUCAAAACAUUAUGAAUGUAGAGACAUUCAUCAUAGCUCACUACCUAUUACAUAGUCAUUCUAAAAAUCUUCAAAAAUAUACUUCUCCAGUAAGAUUAAAAUUUCAUAUAAUUUUAUUUACUAAAAAUUCCAAUUUAAGUAAACGUACAAGGUAGUGAGAAGGAAAUUCUUCUAGUUCAGAGGUUUGCUUGACUUCCAAAUAGAAUUUUAACUUAUAAAGUUAAUAAAUAGUUAAACAAAACUACAGUUACAGAUGGUCCUUAAUAAAUGGGGAAAUUAACAGGACUUUCUUCAUCUUCAAACUGUUCAGAAGCAGCAACAGGGCUAGUCAAUUCAACUCCCAGUUGUUCAGAAAAUUUUUUAAAUUUCUCCUCUAAGAGAAUAUUUUUUUUCACUUCUUCCUUGUAAUUAUACUUCAGAUCUUCAAUUUCUUCAAAAAAUGAAGGAUCAAAAUUUUCCAGUUCUUUUUUCAGUUUUUUUAUUUCCUCCUAGAGGAAACAUAUUAUCUUUAAAAUUCCCACAUAGGAAUAUAAUACAUGUUUUAGGUUUGAACUAAUUUAAUCACAAACAUGAAAGCCAAAGUAAAUAGUCAAAUGUGGUUAGCAAGGCAGAAGUAUUCUCUUAAGAUUUUGUUAAUAACGUUUCAUUGUACAAUAUAAAUAACUUGUUAACUGUCCCAUCAGGUUAUCAUCUAUUCUCUAAGUUAUGUUCUAGUUUUGACUAAAAUUUAUCAACUUAGAUUAUGUUAGGAUUUAAUCUUUCUCUGAAAGCACAUCAAAUACUCUCAAUGAAGAAAUUAAAAAGACUUUGCUAUUCACAACAUUGAAAUUACUCCGGUUAAGAAUUUUUGGUUUAGGCUUCAUUUAUAUUGUCUUUAUAAUAUCUAAUUUUUAAUGAAUGAUGAUCAACUUUUUAUAAAUAUACUUAUGAUCAGGGAAACCCUAUAACUUCUGCCUGGCUAAGUUAGGCCACUGGUGGAAGAGAGAGAAUUUGAGCUUUAUUGACUAUUUAGAAUAGCCAGUAAUCACUAGCUAAUUCUCAUAUUGAUGCCCUUGUUCUGUUUAUGGAGUCUUAAAAGAGGUAAAGCAUAUUAUUUUUUUUUUAAGGGAACUAUAACUUUAAGGGAAGAUUCCUGAAAAGAAUUUCAAAAGGAACUAAAAGACACUGUUCCCAAUAUGACCCAAAACAUAAAAUAUUGUAAUAAUGAUCUAUAUUUGUU
Molecule: messenger RNA, 2961 nt
Organism: Cynocephalus volans (Philippine flying lemur)
Lineage: Eukaryota; Metazoa; Chordata; Mammalia; Dermoptera; Cynocephalidae
Gene: RLIG1
Product: RNA 5'-phosphate and 3'-OH ligase 1
Exons: 7
Coding region: 181-1158 (325 amino acids)
Biological process (GO): response to reactive oxygen species
Molecular function (GO): RNA ligase (ATP) activity
Source: RefSeq, a predicted model, not a curated record